GAUCAGCAUAGCCUGCAGCUGCAGUGAUUUAACUUUUGGUGGCGUGCACCCCGGCGGCUGCACCAGAAGGCAGCGCCUUUGUGACUCGGUUGUGGCUGUGAUAUGGCGUCUGCAGCGGCGCCUGAGCUGGCUGGCCGGCUGGGGGGCGGGCCUAGUUUGCCGACCGACAGGAGGGGAUGGCUGCCCGUCAGCCACCACACCGCACAGAGGCAACGCCAGGGGCGGAGACGGCAAGCAGAGCAGCCCACGCAGUGUCGUGCGGGAGGGCGCAACCGCAACCGCGUGCAGGUGCGCAGCGACGGCUACGAGCACCUGGGCAGCUCGCAGACCAUGCGCAACAAGCGGCAGUUCCCGGGGCCGCCGCCGGGGCAGGGCCCUCCGCUGCGCGUGCUGCCCAUCGGCGGGCUGGGCGAGAUCGGCAUGAACUGCAUGCUGAUCGGCGUGUACGACCGCUACAUUCUGGUGGAUGCAGGCCUCAUGUUCCCAGACUUCACCGACCUGGGCAUGCAGAAGAUCCUGCCGGACACCUCCUUCCUGGCUCAGUGGCGCGACAAGAUCGAGGCGGUGGUGAUCACACACGGCCACGAGGACCACAUCGGCGCGCUGCCCUGGGUGUGGCCCGCCCUGGACCCCUCCACCCCCAUCUACGCAGGCGCCUUCCCCAUGCAGCUCAUCAAGCGCCGCCUGCAGGAGUUCAACCUGUAUGACGAGGGGCGGUGCCACGUGAUCAGCAUGCGCCAGAACUUCCAGCUGGGCCCCUUUGACUGCACCCCCAUCCGCGUCACACACUCCAUCCCCGACUGCUGCGGCCUGGUGCUGCGCUCCGACCACGGCACCAUUGUGCACACCGGGGACUGGAAGAUUGACGAGAACCCGGUGGAUGGGGAGUCGUUUGACCGCCAGGUGUUUGACGAGAUAGGGCGCGAGGGCGUGUCCCUCUUCAUGUCCGACUCCACCAACGUGCUGUCUCCUGGGCGCACCACCAGCGAGGCCGUAGUGGAGACGGCGCUGAUGAACCGCGUGAUGGGGCACCAGGGCAAGGGCCGCGUCAUCACCACCCAGUUUGCCUCCAACCUGCACCGCAUGGCGGCGGUGAAGAAGGCGGCCGACGCCUCGGGGCGCAAGAUCUGCUUCAUCGGCAUGAGCCUGGGCUUCUACCUGGAGGCGGCGGCGCGGGUGGGGCGUGCCCCCUUUGACCCCAAGGAGGUCAUCCAGGCGGCAAACCUGGAUCAGUACGACCCAAACGAGCUGCUCAUCAUCACCACGGGGUCCCAGCCGCCCGCCGCGCUGUCGCUGCCCGCCCGCAACCCCAGCCACAUGCUGAAGCUGCAGUCUUCCGACUUCUCCCUCUAUUCGCCCAAGGUCAUCCCAGGCAACGACACGCGCGUCAUGCAGAUGAUGAACCGCAUCAGCGAGAUGGGCCCCGAGAUUGCCAUGGGUCGCGACGAGAACCUGCACACCUCGGGCCACGCCUACAAGGGGGAGCUGGAGGAGGUGCUGCGCUACGCCCGCCCCCAGCACUUCCUGCCCGUGCAUGGGGAGUAUGCCUUCCUGUGCGCGCACGCGCAGCUGGCCCGCGAGAACAACAUCAACUUUACCUCCGUCAUCCGCAACGGCCAGAUGCUGGGCGUGGCGGACCGGCGCAACCGCAACACGGUCAGCAUGGGCAGCGCGGCGGGCAUCCCGGGCGCCUCCAUGGCGCUGCUGGGCGAGGCGCAGCUCACCAACUUCUACAACGACGGCAACAAGGGCACGGGCACGGCGUCGGAGAUGGCGCUGGAGGAGCGCCAGCUGCUGGCGGUGGAGGGCAUCGUCAUCGCCGCGGUGGACGUGCUGCGCGACGCCGCCAUGGCCGCCUCCGCGCGCCGCCUGCGUGCCAAGGUGCGCGUCACCACGCGCGCCAUGUGGGUGGCGGGCGGCGGCCUGCUUGAGGAGCUGCACCGCGCCGCCAACGACGCCAUUGAGCGGCUGCCGGGCGACGCGCACCUGGCGGCGGUGGAGCGGGUGGUGGCCGACGCGCUGCGCCGCACCUGCAAGGCCUUCAACCAGCGGCGGCCAGAGGUGGUGGUGAUUGCGCACGAGGCGGACCCCCGCGCGGGGGCGGCGGCCAUGGCGUCAGCCACCCGCCGCCAGGCAGACUCGCCGCAGGGCGACCGCGGCGGCGGCCAGCAGCGCGGCCAGCGCGGCCGCUGGGGGCAGCAGCAGCAGCAGCAGCAGGGCGGGCGGCGCAUGAGCGACCGCGAGGCAGAGGAGGUGCUGGCUGAGCGCAAGAGGCGCAAGCAGGCGGAGCGCGAGCGGCAGCUGCUGGUGGCGCCCAAGGGCGGCGAGCUGGACGACAUGGGCGCGCCCUCGGGUGCGUGGGUGCCUGCCGGGGGCUGCUCCGGGCCUGUGUGCCGCGCUGCCCUAGGCUGCUCUGGUCGCCGGUGGCCGCCUGCAGUAGCUGGCAGGCUGAGAGAGCCGGCCGCGGCUUCAUGGGGUCUGCCUCGGCCCCGCCCGCCCAUCAUCCCCUCUGCCUCCCCAUCCUGCCUGCCUCUGCCCUGCAGAUGA
Chlorella variabilis is the source of this 2547-nucleotide messenger RNA. RefSeq lists its product as hypothetical. The transcript is spliced from 10 exons. The record is from RefSeq and is a predicted model, not a curated record. NCBI's taxonomy places the organism in Eukaryota, Viridiplantae, Chlorophyta, Trebouxiophyceae, Chlorellales, Chlorellaceae. Bases 103 to 2547 code for a protein of 814 amino acids.